This is a messenger RNA of Rosa chinensis, 1461 nucleotides long. RefSeq names its product stemmadenine O-acetyltransferase. The coding region runs from base 1 to 1461 and encodes 486 amino acids. The record is from RefSeq and is a predicted model, not a curated record. The transcript has a single exon. NCBI's taxonomy places the organism in Eukaryota, Viridiplantae, Streptophyta, Magnoliopsida, Rosales, Rosaceae.
AUGGAGGUCCAAAUACUGUCCAAGGAGUACAUCAAGCCCUCUUCCCCAACGCCUCCACACAUUAACACAUACAGAUUUUCCCUCUUGGAUCACGUAAUGCCUCCAGUUUAUGUUCCCAUGGUCAUGUUCUAUCCUCCUGUUUCACCUCUCAAUACUACUAGAAGUGAAAGAUCACAAGCACUAAAACAAUCUCUCUCGGAAACCCUGACUCGCUUUUACCCACUAGCUGGAAGAAUCAGAGACUACCUUUGCAUCCAUUGCAACGACGAAGGAGCUUGUUACAUAGAGGCCGAUGUCAAGUCUCAUGACCUCUCGGAGUUUCUGCAGCAUCCUGACUUGUCAGUACUCCCUAAGCUUCUUCCAACUUUCAACAGUUUGCUUGAUUACACUGAUCUAAUUUCAAAUGCCACCACUGGCCUAGGAGGAGAAGGAGGAGCUGAUGUAGUCAUGAUCCAAGUGACUAACUUUGCCUGCGGCGGGUUUGUGAUUGGAGUGUUUGUUUCUCAUAUGAUUGUUGAUGGCAUUGCCAUCAGCAAUUUUCUUAAAGCUUGGGCUGCAGCCACUGCACACAGUCUAUCAGGUCAGAGUGUUCAUGAAUUGCCUGAUUUUGAUGCUGCAACAUUGUUCCCUCCGAUUCUUGAUGAACAAGGUAAGAGAACACACCCAAGAGAAGCAACCAUGAGGGGAUUGUACAGGCGUUUCGCCAAGAGAGGAAGGUGUGUUACGAACAGAUUUGUAUUUGAGGCUUCAGCUGUGGCCAAACUCAAAGAGCAAGCAGCAACAUCAUCAUUACAAAAUCCAAGUCGGGUGGAGGCAGUGUCAGCAUUCAUCUGGAAAUGCGCCACGGCUGCUUGGAAGGCCAAGUCUGGUCAAUCUGCACCAAGUUUGAUAACCCACGCAGUGAAUUUGCGCCGAAGAGCUGAGCCGAAUUUUUCCCAAAAUUGUAUGGGGAAUUUUGUUUGUUUGGCAGGUGCAAUAGCAAAUGGUCAUCAGAGAGAACAGGAGUUAGAGUUGUCAAGCUUGGUGAGCAAGAUGAGGGAAGCAACAUCGAAAUUCAAUGGUGACUUGGUGGCGAAGCUACAAGGUCAAGAUGGGUUAGCCACUAUUAGUAAGGUUUUCCAAGACAUGGCCGAGGCUAUCACACUCUCCACUAAUGGGGAUGAUCAGGUGGAGAUGAACUUUAUUGGGUAUACCAGCAUUGCCUACUCUGGAGUGUAUGAUGCCGAUUUUGGCUGGGGAAAGCCUCUGUGGGUCGUUCCAGUUCAUGAGCCCUGUCACGAGGCCUUUUCGGUCAAUGUGGUUCGUUUGAUGGAUACAGGAGAAUGGGGAAACAAUGGUUUUGAAGCUUGGAUUUCUCUAGCUGAAGAAGAAAUGGCAAUGUUGCAAAUCAAUCAGGACUUGCUUGCUUUUGCUACUCUCAAUCCUAGUCCUCUCAGAUUAAGCCAAAAUAUUGGGUCCUAG